This is a messenger RNA of Mugil cephalus (flathead mullet), 1852 nucleotides long. RefSeq names its product peroxiredoxin like 2C (gene prxl2c). Lineage: Eukaryota; Metazoa; Chordata; Actinopteri; Mugiliformes; Mugilidae. Bases 94 to 771 code for a protein of 225 amino acids. The transcript has 6 exons. The record is from RefSeq and is a predicted model, not a curated record.
GUGGGCGUGAAUUUCCAGGCACCAGCUCCUCCAGGCUGAACACAUCCCUUAAAAUAGCGCAGGCGAAUUCGGAAGUCUCGAGAAAAAAAAAAUAUGGCUGGAGUGGCUUCCCCAAUAACUCGACAAGUAACCAAGGAAAGCCGAGGAACGGGGAGCCUCUCUGUCGAUAUCCACCUCAAAGAUGUCGAGGACUGUUUAAUAUACGACGGGCGCGGAGUCCCUAUCCCGUUCAAGACCUUGUAUCAGGACAGGAAAUCCGUCAUUGUUUUCGUGCGGAAUUUCCUGUGCUACAGCUGUAAAGAGUAUGUGGACGAUUUGAGCAAAAUACCCAGAGAGGCCCUGCAGGAUGCUGACAUUAGACUGGUUGUGAUUGGUCAGUCUGCCCAUCAUCAUAUAGAGCCAUUCCGCAAGCUGACGGGGUAUCCCUAUGAAAUAUAUGUGGACCCGGAGAGGUGCAUCUACCAAAAGCUUGGAAUGAAAAGAGGAGAGACGUUUAGUGAAUCUGCGCAGCCUAGUCCUCACGUGAAGUCUGGUGUUGUCGUGGGCCAGUUGAAGAGUAUAUGGAGAGCCAUGUCUAGUCCUGCAUUUGACUUUCAGGGUGACCUACACCAGCAAGGUGGAGCCAUCAUCAUAGGACCUGGCUCUCAAGUUCAUUUUUCGCAUUUCGACAUGAACCGCUUGGACCACAUGCCCAUUAACUGGCUCCUUCAACUUGCCGGAGUUCAACAGACCCUGGACUUCAGCGAUAAGCCAAAGAUCAUCCAUGUGUAGCUACCUGCUCACCUGAAAGUGGGCUUCACCUUAUGUCGAAAAAGUCUGAGAUCAGUGUUGGAGAUACUUUGCAAUUAAUAACAGCUGUUUUUUGCUGUAUUAGGGCUCAUAUCAUAAAUCGAUCUUCAUUAAGAUGCAAACCAGAGGGUGUGAACAUGUUCAUGAAGUUUGGAAUUCUACUUCUCCGUGGGUUGGGUGGGGGUUAAUUUGGUGCACGUGUCCAUUUUUAGAGUAGCAAAACUCCCCCGAGUGUCUGCUUACAUAGCCUUCUGCUACUGCCACAAAUCUCAUUCAUCAGUGACUUCUUCCACUAUGAAGUGUCUGGCAUACUUUAGCAAUCCCCUGCUCGUCCUGUGGGAUACUACACGGUGUGCCUUGCCUUCCUCUGACGCGACUUUCACUGACCUUGCUUCCUUUAUUCAGCAAGUUAUGUAUCUGUAAUGCUGCUUUCCUAUCUCUCAGCGAGCAGAAGUCUGUGUAUUGAUCUCCUGUGUUUUCUGUAAAUGAGUAAACAGUCAGUGCAGUGCUUGUAGAGGUAGAGCAUGAUUCAAUCUUUGCAGAUUUACAUGGAUAUGACUGACUAUCAGCACGGUGUCAGACUUUACAAACCCACUGUAUGUUUGAUUUCAUCGUGCGCCGACAAAUUGCAAACAUCAGUGACUAACGGUUGUGUCCCAGUAUUUCUAAGUCUAUUGUUUAUUCUACCUGACAGCAAGGCCAGAAUUUUGUGUGUGUCUGAAGUCAAAGGUUUAUGUCGAGAGCUAAUUCUUGACCUUGGAGACAGUGUCAGAUGGGUAAACGUUUCCUCGCUAUAGCAUUUUCCAGAGCUUCCGAUCCAUAAGCAAACAAAGGUGAAACCUUGUAAAGAGCUGUCCUUGAAGUAGCAGGUCGACGCAUGAGUUGUGCAAGAGGGGUGUGAAUGCAUUCAUGUUUUUGAUAAUAUUGUUUUCUGCUUUUUCUGUCAUCGGUGUUAUAUUAUUCUGUUUUAUUGUACAGUUGUGUGCAGCUUAUGCACUGUUUGUACUGCAUAGCCCCAUUACAUAGUGUUUAAUAUAUUGUAAAUAAAGUUUUUAUUAUUGUU